This is a messenger RNA of Phytophthora infestans T30-4, 2601 nucleotides long. RefSeq lists its product as uncharacterized. The transcript has 13 exons. Bases 1 to 2601 code for a protein of 866 amino acids. Gene Ontology annotation, cellular component: HIR complex; nucleus. NCBI's taxonomy places the organism in Eukaryota, Oomycota, Peronosporomycetes, Peronosporales, Peronosporaceae. The record is from RefSeq and is a predicted model, not a curated record. Gene Ontology annotation, biological process: regulation of DNA-templated transcription; chromatin remodeling; DNA-templated transcription. Gene Ontology annotation, molecular function: protein binding; nucleosome binding.
AUGCUGCUGGAGAAGCCCGAGGACGUCAAGCACCAGAAUUCGUCCGGCACCGUGUGCGCCAUCUAUGGUGUGGACGCGCAUCCGUCGCUGCUACUUUUUGCAACGGCAGGCGGAGACAACACAGUCAAAAUUUGGUCGCUGCAGACACCACCAGAGGGAGGAAUUGCCACCUUUGAGCUGCUGGCGACACUGGCGAACCACCAACAGGCCGUCAACUGCGUGCGCUGGGCAGGCCACGGUCGCUAUUUGGCCUCAGGGUCUGACGACCAGCUAGUGCUCCUCUACGAGCUACAAGAAGGGAAUCCAGCCCCUGUCCCUUUCGGUUUCAAUGCAAGGCCCAACAAGCAGAACUGGGUGCGCUGUUCGACGCUCGAGAGACACACGAUGGAUGUGGCGGACGUUGCCUGGUCGCCGGACGAUCGGAUGUUGGCGACUUGCAGUAUUGACAAUACGAUUUUGAUCUGGGAUGUUGGUGUGGGCGCAGUGAGCGAGGUCAUGACGCAGCCGCUGCAGACGCUUACGGGACACAAUGGGUGGGUUAAGGGCGUUGCCUGGGAUCCUGUAGGCAAGUAUCUUUCGAGUGCUGGAGAGGACAAGACGGUGCGGAUGUGGAAAGUGGCUGACUGGCAGCAGUCCGACGUCGUGACGGCACCGUUUGAGGGAUGUGCUUCCACUUCACACUUUCGUCGUCUUUCGUGGUCUCCUGAUGGCUCGGUCCUCUGUGCUACUCACGCGUUCAGCUCCAAGAAAAACAUCGCCUCUCUGCUUAACCGCGGGUCCUGGACAAACGAUCUGAACUUUGUGGGUCAUCAGGGUGUUGUGACUAGUGCGCGAUUCAAUCCUAAAUUACUGGAAACAAGGGCAGAUCCGAAGAAGGAAUUUGCAUGUUGUGCUGUGGGUGGCGAAGACGCAACUGUGAGCAUUUGGCUGGCACAUCUAGCACGCCCAUUGGCGGUGAUAAAGGAUUGCUUUGACUCGUCAGUCACAGACCUGGCGUGGUCUAGCUCCCAGUCACUUCUCCUCGCGUGCUCGCUCGAUGGAUCUAUUUGUUGCUUUCAGUUCGCAGGUGACGAGAUCGGCACCCCCAUCUCGGAUGCGCAGCAGAGUAAGCUCAUGCAGGCAAAGCUUGAAGAAAAGUCAGCGACUUCACCACCGUUAGCUGUCGGUCAGAGCUCUGGAACAAGUGCUGCUGCGGUUGUGACCCACACAACAAACACGCUCAUUCCAAAGAAGAAGAAAAAACUUGGUGCGCAAGUACCGACUGCACAGCACAACAAAAUAUCAGCUGGAACAACUACGAACUGUAACAAGCGGCUUGCUCCGGCAUUCCUUCAAACUGACGCGCAGUCUUCAGCCAAGAAUCCAGCUUCAUCGCAUUACAAUAUUCGCAAUAUCUUGGGGCCGACAAUCGCGUCACCGACGGCAUCGAAUGCAACACUCUUGGACUCGCGCAUGACGUCGACAAGUGGUGGAAAAGAGGUUAUCGUUGUGCCCAACACAAACAAUUCGGCGAAGCUUCAGCCAAACUCUACGCCGAGUCGUAGCGAGAUGGCAGGACCCUCCCUCAAUGAAAAGCCCACGGCGCCGAAGACAAACGUUACUCAGUUUAAACCGUCCAAAAUGGAAGUGAAGAAAUACGCGGUCGAUGGAAGUUCUCUGAAGAGAAAACGAGAAGGCAAGCGCUCUCCAGCUCACACCAGUUCUGUGGUUGCGAAGUCGAAGGAAAUUGUGGCACGGCCUUCGAAGCUACUGAACGAAAGCAGUGCUGGUGUGGCCCGAGGGGAGCUUGGCCCAGUUUAUUCAACUAUUAAAUGCUCCGAGGGAAGCGAAGUCAAGUGGAUCGACCGCAUUCCUGGUCGAAUCGUGUGUGCAGUGGGAAAUGCAAGCUAUUGUGCAAUUGGUGUACAUAACGGAGACCUUCUCGUUCUCAACAGUAGCGGACGGCGACUAUUACCUGUGAUUGCUUUGGGCAGUGCCAUCUCAGUAAUGGAGUGCAGCGCAAGCGAGUCGCCCUAUCUAUUGGUAAUCCUGGCCACAGGUGAUCUCAAAAUCUGGAAUCUAGCGGAUCGCAAGCUUAUACUAUCAAGCUCCGUUGAGGCAAUUGCAAAUAUUGGGCCAUUACGACGACUCCAAAACGCGUCUGGCUACAGCCGAACAAAGAGAGGAAUUACUUCAGCAAUGCUUUCGGGUAUGUCGGACCCGCUGAUGCAGCGCAACGUGACACGCUCGCAUCUCGAACACCAGGUUGCUGCCGCAAUUGUCCUGAAAAGUUCAGCUGAGUAUCGUUAUUGGAUACAGGCAUACGCUAGGUUCCUCACGCAUGACGAGGAUGUAAUUCGCCUUGACGACCUCUGCGCUGAAAUGAUUGGCCCCUUUCACGCGUCAUCGUUGCCGAUUACAACGGAGGCUAAGAACUUGGAUGAAAGUGGCGAGUGGGAGUCGAUGAUCCUGGACUUGGUAAAACGGGACGUGUUGAAGUUACACAUCCUGCCCACAAUCGCAGCGAAUCGCGCGUUGCAGCGUGUCGUGACCAAGUACCAACUCAUGCUGAGCGAGAUUGAAGCUCGUGAGAAGACCGAAGAAGACGAGGACGAUCUUUAG